Chaetomium fimeti is the source of this 2190-nucleotide messenger RNA. RefSeq lists its product as uncharacterized. Bases 223 to 1944 code for a protein of 573 amino acids. NCBI's taxonomy places the organism in Eukaryota, Fungi, Ascomycota, Sordariomycetes, Sordariales, Chaetomiaceae. The record is from RefSeq and is a predicted model, not a curated record. Gene Ontology annotation, molecular function: adenosine deaminase activity. Gene Ontology annotation, biological process: adenosine catabolic process; inosine biosynthetic process. The transcript has 4 exons.
UGUAACACACUAUCCGGCAGCGGUAGCUUCGGGUCGCACAUGCCGGACGAUGACCGACCUCCAACGACUGCAGGUGGAAUCUCGCAACAACCGACGACAACGACCCAGGCACGCACCAAACACGGCGACCGCACAAAUUCACAUUUGACUUCACACGACUUCCAAUUAUCUAGGGAGAGACGAUAAUAAUACUGAUUCUUUUUUUAUUGUCGGCUUCGCAACAUGGCACCCAUCACCGACGACGAAUGGGCCGACCUCGUCGCUCACGAGCUUCCCAAGACAUCGGACUCGGUCAUUCAGAAUUAUCUCGAGAGUCGCCGCGCCUUGAUGGCCCAGGAACAGAAACACCGGAGUGACUAUUCCUUCCGACAAGCUCUCUCGCCCAUUGCGAAGAGGGCAUGUGAGAUAGUAUCGAGGAUCCGCCAUGAAGAGACACGGCCUUCGGCCCCCCCACCAUCCCAGGAGAUGCCUACAUCGUGGCAAAUAAUCAGGCGGAUGCCAAAGGGUGCACUGCUCCGCGCGCAUUGCCACUCCCUUGUCGACAUACCUCAUCUCAUCGACGUUGCCCUGAACACGCCGGGCAUAUGCAUUUCAUGCCCCGACGGUAACCUCGCCACCCAACAUGCCAGGAAAGAAGGGCGUCUCCGUAUCCAGUUCAGGGCCAAGGCGGACUCCGAGGACGGUUCACUCUGGGGUGACGGCUACGCGCCCAACACCUAUAUCGCACUUUCCAAGGCCGCGGACGAUUAUCCCGAAGGAGGCAGGCAGGGAUUUGCGGAGUGGUUGAAGGGGAGGCGUAUUAACUCUACGCAGGACUCUAAUCUCCGGGCGGAUCGGGGAACAUCGUUGGCCUGCUCAGAGGUCAUGAGCGGCAUGAUCUACUAUGAGCCUAUUUGGCGGGCAUUCCUCCAACGGCUCAUGGCCAACCUCGUUGAGGACGGCGUAUACUGGCUUGAGCUUCGACUCACAUUCCCAUUCGGCUAUUACCGCGAAGGAUCGGAGGACCCGGACCCGGAUCACGACCAUAUGUUCCAAGCAAUUGGGGAAGAGGUGGCUAGAUUUCAGGCCACCGACUCUGGCCGGCGAUUCUGGGGACUCCGUGUCAUGUGGUCGACCUCGCGCCGCCAUGAUCCACGGUCGAUCAUCGAGGACGCCGAUAACUGUAUAUCAACGAAGCUUCUGUGGCCGCAAUUGGUGGCCGGGUACGACCUCGCCGGCCCCGAGCAUCUUGGCCGGCCGCUCGCGGACCUGCUUCCCGAACUGUUCUGGUUCCGAAAGCAAUGUGCCCUCGAAGACGUGCAGAUCCCCUUUUUCCUGGCCGCGGGCGGAUCGCUCAAUGACGACAACGCCACCGCGGAGCGCAACCUCUUCGAUGCCCUGCUCCUCGGAACGCGACGAAUCGGACACGCCAUGACUCUGCACAAACAUCCACGCCUAGUCGAGGCCAUCAAGGACAAACGGAUACUCGUGGAAACACCCGUGGUGUCUAGGCAUGGACCGCACGCGGCGUCAACAGGCAGCGGGAUGCCCCACUCUCUCCCAAUUUUGUUGGCGCAAGGCGUGCCCUGCGCCCUCUGCGAGGAUGAUGUCGGAAUUCCAUCACGGCAGGGGCGGCAUGGCGGCUCCCCGGCAACCAACAUUUUCUGGGGUGCAUUCCAAGCCUGUGACAGCACCGACCUCGCCACCUUAGGAUCACUAGCCGAGAAUAGCGUGCGUUGGUCCGCCUUCGAGGAUCAGGACGCGGAAAUGUGGGCGCGCGACGUCCGCGCGGCAAGCGUGGGGGCCGGAACGAAAGCAGCUCGCUUACAGCAAUGGGUCGUCGAAUGGGAGCGUUUCUGUUUAUGGGUCGUUACAGAAUACAGCGACACGCACGGCGACGGCGAAGACGGUGAUGCCGACAAGCCGUUGACUCACCAGCCACCUUUGAGCCGAAGUUUCACUUGAGCGGCUUUGGUGGUGUGGGUGCAGACGCCGCCGGGAGAAGGCGCGGGCCCGGGUCCGUGGUUGAGCUUCCGACCUCCCUCGCUCUGGUAGGCUUGGCUCGGGGCGAUGCAAGUGAGACGACUGAAACAUGGUGUCGCUGUGGCUUCGGACCUCUUCGACUCCUCGGCGCGGCAUCGCGAUGAUGAGAUGUUUCACAUUACGGCGCAGCGUUGUAUUGGGGGCCAGGACGCGGCUAUUCAUUUUUUG